Mycosarcoma maydis (corn smut) is the source of this 2094-nucleotide messenger RNA. RefSeq lists its product as uncharacterized. The record is from RefSeq and is a predicted model, not a curated record. The coding region runs from base 1 to 2094 and encodes 697 amino acids. The transcript is spliced from 2 exons. Gene Ontology annotation, cellular component: protein phosphatase type 1 complex. Gene Ontology annotation, molecular function: protein phosphatase 1 binding; glycogen binding. Lineage: Eukaryota; Fungi; Basidiomycota; Ustilaginomycetes; Ustilaginales. Gene Ontology annotation, biological process: regulation of glycogen biosynthetic process.
AUGCUCGUGAGCGUUCCCUAUCAAUCGUUCGACCGCGUCUCUGACCAGCGACCACAACACGCCACAAUAUCGCAUUCGUCACACGUCCGCAUCGUUACCGGCAACGAGAACUUCGACGCAAUGACGCUCGCGACCGCGCCUGUCAAGGUCAACAUGUUCACCGAUAGCUGUGCCACCGGCAACACCACCAGUCAGGACCGCGAACAGCCUUCCUCCAUCGCCAGCACAUCCUCGUCUCCAUCGCACAACCUUGCGCAACCCAUGCCGACGCGACCGAAAACCACAUGCGCGCCGCCGCCCUCGAAUCGCGUCUCUGGACACAGGUCGCAGCUUCUUGAGGUCGCUAUCGCGAGCGUCAAGAAUCUCAGCUUCGAAAAAUGGGUAGCCGUUCGCUUCACCCUUGAUCACUGGGCCACUGUCAACGAGGUCUCAGCAGAAUACUCGGAGAGCAUCAAGGAGGGAUCUGCCGAUCGCUUUGUCUUUUCCAUUAAACUCAACGAGGUGCUCAACUGGCCUCGCGGUGCCGGUCUCAACGAGACCAAGACCAUCUUCCUGUGCUUGCGCUACACCACCGGUGGCCGCGAAAUAUGGGACAACAAUGACGGUGAAAACUACCAGCUCGACUUCCGCAAGCGUCCAGCACAGCCUGUCGAAGUUUCUCGCAUGCCGCCUAUCUCCAACGACGGACGCGCUUCGUCGUCUUCGUCCUCGUCUUCGUUCGGAAACACGGUGCCACGAAGGUAUACGCUCAGCUCCAUGGGCCCAACCGCAACCUCUUCCAUCAUCGAGAUGGGCCGUAGGACUGGUGUCUACGGCCAAAAGGCCACACGAGACCAUGCCAUGGAGAGGCUCAAGCAGGAGCUUGAGCGUCUCCGCUCCGACGACGAGGAGGCCGACAAAGCUCCUGCUUCUGGCAGCUUUGUCUCUGAGAUGGCCAAACGUCGAUCGCCGCCCGUAUCACCUGGUGGAGCCGGCAAGCCUGGCUCGCCCUCCAUCUGGUCGGCUCGGUACGACUUUGGUGCUUCGCUCCGAGAUCCUACCAGCGGCAGUCGAAAGACCGAGGCCGGACGUGCUGCCGCGCUCGAUUACUUUUCCGCUCGUCCGUCGGCCAUUGCUACCAGCCCGAUGCGCUCGUCCUUUGUUGUUAGCGCCGCUACCCCGUCACCUGAUGGAUCGACUCCCAGGGGUGCAGCCGAGCUUGUACCCAAGCUUGGUCGACUUGGCAUGUUGAGUCCUGGCCUCGGCGAGAUUGUUGUGGAGCAUCCUGCCGUUUCCAGCUCCAACACCAGCUCGCCAAGCGGUUCCUUGCUCCAAGUUCCGCAGGUAAAGAGCAUCGGCGCGCUCUCGUCCGAUGCGCCAGCAUCUCCCACCCCGAUGGCGUCCACGCGCUACAACUCGUUCCCGCCGAACCGCAACGUGCAGAGCCACAACAUGUUCGCCAUGUGGGGCGAAGAUGCGCAAAACGGCACUGGCUCUGGCUCUGCGUCUGGAUCUGCCUCUGGCUCUAGAUCAGGCACUCCCCCGUCUCCGAUCGGCUUUUCCAGUCCGAGGCUUGCGAUCAAGAGCGACGGGACAGUGCUCGAAGACUACACACCAGACGGAAGUCAGACGUCUCCGAACUCACUGAUCAACUCGCCCAACCCUUUCUCGCCGGCACUCUCAGCGAGCUCGAUGGACUCGGACUCGACGGCCAUGCUCGAUGCUAAUGGCAAGCCGACGAUGACCAGUAGUUUAGACAACCUGGAAAGUAUCGGCGGCCCUUCUUCUUACCAGUUCCUCCGGGCUGAUCAUCUCGAAGGCAGGACGAGGCCCUCCUCAUUUACUGCUGGAGACGAGCCGGAGCAACAUGGCUAUCCUUCGUCUGCACUCUCGUCCACCACACUUUCGCCCUCUUCCGAGCUGGCGACACCGGACGAGGAAUACAUGCGGCCAUCCAACCUAACCAGCUUCAACGAGCUCGUGGCACGCUUUUGCUGGAACAGUGAUAAUCAGGUACCACAGACCAGUCCUGACACUCCGAACCUCGCCACACACACUCCCACCUCGGCUUCUGGACGCUCGACUCCUAUCGCCCGUGCCGGUGGUGCUUACUGA